Molecule: messenger RNA, 371 nt
Organism: Funneliformis caledonium
Lineage: Eukaryota; Fungi; Glomeromycota; Glomeromycetes; Glomerales; Glomeraceae
Source: the annotation of a GenBank genome assembly
UCCAUCCACCAGAUACCCAACCUCUGGCAAACAAUACAACGGGUACAAAGCCACUCUUAGUGCGCUACCCGAUUUCAGAUUCGAGCAUAAUUGAUCUGAUGCCUAUGGUUGGCGGAUAUGCAAUUACCAACCAUACAGGAAUAGGCCGCCCUCAAAUAACGCCUAUGGUUGACAGAAGUAUGCGAUCAUCAACCAUACAAGCCCUCUAUUGUCAAAUAAUUUACCUGACGUUUAUGGUUGACAAGUUUGAUGAUGGCUCCAUUAUCAAAGCCAUUGAUGGUGGUUGUUGUCAUCCAUUAUCAAAGCCAUUGAUGGUAGUUGUGGCAACGGGAGAUGAAAUUGAUGAGGAAUUGGACCGAAGAAACCAAUGA